Cokeromyces recurvatus is the source of this 1830-nucleotide messenger RNA. RefSeq names its product methylcrotonoyl-CoA carboxylase beta chain. Gene Ontology annotation, molecular function: methylcrotonoyl-CoA carboxylase activity. Gene Ontology annotation, cellular component: methylcrotonoyl-CoA carboxylase complex; mitochondrion. Gene Ontology annotation, biological process: L-leucine catabolic process. Lineage: Eukaryota; Fungi; Mucoromycota; Mucoromycetes; Mucorales; Mucoraceae. The transcript is spliced from 11 exons. The record is from RefSeq and is a predicted model, not a curated record. Bases 43 to 1773 code for a protein of 576 amino acids.
CCUAUUUUUGUUUCUCUUUAACAUAUAUAAACAAAAAAAAAGAUGUUGACAAGGUUUUGUUAUGGUUUACAACAAAAGACAUUUGCCUUAAAAAGACAGUCAAUUUCAUCAAGCGCUUUUCUCGUAAAGAAAGCUUAUUAUCAUGCAUUUUUUGAAGAUGAAGCAUCCGUAUUGCCCAAUAAAAUAGAACCUGCCAGUGCAUCCUUUAAGGAAAAUGCUGCAAAAAUGGAACUGUUGAUCAAUGAUUUAGAGCUCUUAACAGAAAGGAUAAAAUUGGGUGGAGGUGAAUCAGCUCGUAAAAGACAUUUAUCUCGUAACAAGAUGCUUCCAAGAGAUAGAAUCAAUCGUUUAUUAGAUCCAAAUUCACCUUUUCUUGAAUUAUCUACUUUGGCUGGUUAUCAACUAUAUGAUGAUGAAGUGCCUGCUGGUGGUAUCAUUACCGGUAUUGGUCGCGUCAAAGGUGUUGAAUGCAUGGUUGUUGCAAAUGAUCCAACUGUCAAGGGUGGUUCUUAUUAUCCAAUCACAGUGAAAAAACAUCUUCGCGCACAAGAAAUAGCUAAAGAAAAUAAUCUUCCUUGUAUUUAUCUUGUUGACUCUGGUGGAGCUAAUCUUCCUAGACAAGCGGAUGUAUUUCCUGAUCGAGAACAUUUUGGUCGUAUCUUCUAUAAUCAAGCAAAUAUGUCUUCACAAGGAAUACCUCAAAUAGCUAUAGUCAUGGGUUCAUGUACAGCAGGUGGUGCCUAUGUUCCUGCUAUGGCAGAUGAAAGUAUUAUUGUCAAAAAACAAGGUACUAUUUUCUUAGCAGGUCCUCCUCUUGUAAAGGCAGCUAUUGGUGAAUCUAUUAGUGCUGAGGAAUUAGGGGGUGCUGAUCUUCAUUGUCGUACCUCAGGUGUCACAGAUCAUUUUGCUUUAAAUGAUGAACAUGCUCUUGUAUUAGCUCGUAGAACGGUUAGUACUCUGAAUCGAGGGAAAAAGGCUGACUAUGUUACAAAGACAGCAUUUGAAGAACCUUUAUAUUCUCCUGAUGAAAUUGGAGGUAUUGUAGGUGAUAACUUGAAGAAACCUUUUGAUAGUAAGAAUAUCAUUUCACGUAUUGUGGAUGGUAGUCGAUUUGCCGAAUUUAAAGAAAAUUAUGGUACUUCCUUGGUUACUGGUUUUGCUCAUAUUCAUGGUUAUCCUGUGGGUAUCGUGGCUAAUAAUGGAAUUCUAUUUUCUGAAUCUGCUUUAAAAGGUGCUCACUUUAUUCAAUUAUGUUCUCAAAGAGGCAUUCCUCUUGUCUUCCUUCAAAAUAUCACAGGUUUCAUGGUUGGAUCUUCUGCUGAAGCAGGAGGUAUUGCCAAGAAUGGUGCUAAGCUGGUAAAUGCUGUUGCAUGUGCCAAGGUUCCAAAGUUUACUAUUAUUACAGGUGGUAGUUUUGGUGCUGGUAAUUAUGGUAUGUGUGGACGUGCUUAUUCUCCUCGAUUCUUAUGGAUGUAUCCUAAUGCUCGUAUCUCAGUUAUGGGUGGUGAGCAAAGUGCUAAUGUAUUGGCACAAAUUAAGAAAGAAAGUAAAGAAAAGAAGGGUGAAAGCUGGUCAGAAGAAGAGCAAGAAAAGUUUAUGGCACCUAUUCGUGAAAAAUAUGAAGCUGAAGGACAUCCUUAUUAUUCAAGUGCAAGAUUAUGGGAUGAUGGUGUCAUCAAUCCUAAAGAUACUCGUACAAUCCUUGGAUUAGCUAUCAGUGCUUCAUUAAAUGCCCCUAUAGAAAAGACUCAAUUUGGUGUUUUUAGAAUGUAAAAAAAAAAUAAAUAAAUAGAAAUCGGAAAUUUAAUAAAAAGAAUCCCUGGUUCAUAA